Molecule: messenger RNA, 1423 nt
Organism: Mangifera indica (mango)
Lineage: Eukaryota; Viridiplantae; Streptophyta; Magnoliopsida; Sapindales; Anacardiaceae
Product: bZIP transcription factor 44-like
Exons: 1
Coding region: 670-1143 (157 amino acids)
Biological process (GO): positive regulation of DNA-templated transcription
Cellular component (GO): nucleus
Molecular function (GO): transcription cis-regulatory region binding; DNA-binding transcription factor activity
Source: RefSeq, a predicted model, not a curated record
UGAAUACUCUCAUAAACCUCUUCCUCUUUCUCCUCUCUUCUUCCUUUAAUUUUAUAUCUCUGAAUUUCUGCUUGUUUCUCUGUCUAGUUUCAAGGGCUGAGGCUGUGCCGCUCUAUAAACACAGCUGUUUUUCUUGAUAGCCUUGGGGCUUUGUUGGCUUCUGGUUUUAUACCAAAACCCCAUAAAGUCAAACCCUGCCAUUUUUACAGCAAAUUUUUUGCUGGAUCUGUUGCUGUUUGCGGUUCUGUUACUCUGCCAAAAAAAGUUUUUUUUUUCCUUCUACCUGUAAAUCUUGAUGCUGAAUAUCUUGUUUUUGAUGUUCGAGAUUCAUGUCUCCAGUUCUAAGUGAAAUCCUUCGUUCAGGGUUUAUGAUCAAUUCCUCUCUCAGACGCAGGACCCAUCUUGUUCAAUCUUUCUCUGUUGUGUUCCUCUACUGGUUCUAUGUGUUUUCAUAAACAAUCUUUCUGCCUGAGAUUUUUUACUUUUUAGAGCAUAUUAUAAAUAUAUCUUAUACAAUAACUAUCUGAAUUAGCUGAAUAUUGUUAUUGAGUAAUUGGGUCCUGUGUCGUUUUGAUCUAUCAGGUUAAGCCAACUGUGAAGUCUUUUUUUACUUUUUGGUUUAUUAGUGUGUUCGUUUUGUGUUUUGGUGUAAAUAUAUAUACUGUUAUUAUGGCUUCCUCUAGUGGGAAUUCCACAGCUUCCACUCUGCUUCAGAACUCUAGAUCUGAAGAGGAUCUACAGCUUCUGAUGGACCAAAGAAAAAGAAAGAGAAUGCAAUCAAAUCGAGAAUCAGCCAGAAGAUCCAGGAUGAGAAAACAGAAGCACUUGGAGGAUUUAAUGUCCCAAGUAACUAAGCUAAGGAAUGAAAAUAACCAAAUCCUUACAGGCAUCAAUUUCACCACCCAGCACUACAUGAAUCUGGAGACUGAAAACUCCAUUUUGAGGGCUCAGUUAAUGGAACUCAGCCAUAGACUUGAGUCCCUAAAUGAAAUCCUCAAUUUCAUCAACGCAAAUAAUGCAACUUUUGAGCUGGAGGCUGAUCAGGGUCUCAAUCCAAUUCCAUCUGACACCCUAAUGAACCCAAUGAAUUUGAUCUAUCUAAACCAACCCAUCAUGGCAUCUGCAGACAUAUUUCAAUACUGAUCAUCAUCAUCAUCAUCAUCAUCAUCAUCAUUUGGCAGAUAUUGGGGCAAAUUAUGGCUGUCUUUGUUCCUUUUCUUGGUGGUAUUUGUCAUGGUCCUAAUGAGUGGAUGGGAAAAAACUACUAUUAUAAUAUUAGUUCUUGAAUAUGAGAAAAUGGCAUAUUAGGAGCAAUGGUUUAUUGGGUACUUGGCUUUUGUAAUGUGUGGACUAUAAAUAUGGUGUGAAGGUAUUGGGGGUGUUCCUGGUAAUGAAGUUUAAGUGUGUGGCUUGUUAUUUUCCA